CAAUGUUUUACUAAGGGAUUUUCACUGGGUGAGGCAAGGCGCCCACACCAUCCCAUCAAAUUUUGCCAUUGAAACAAAAACCGAUCGGACACACGAAGAGAUGGCUGUGGACGAGCAAGGGGCAAGAGCGAUAGACAAGUGCCAUCGUGCCACCACCAAGCUACUAGUAUGCCCUGCCAGUGUAGCCCCAGUAUCGACCCAACUCCUUCAAACCAGUCUGGGUACCUGUGGGUGAUGUGCGAUCCUCUUUCGACUUCCGAGUACCGGGACGCACCGGUACCGGUACCGGUAUCCAGCUUCGCCCUCCUCCUCUCCUCACAAACUGCACAACUAUUCAGCACCUCUCAUAAUUUCUUCUUCUCUGUCAAACAAAAGUAGUACCAUGAGUUGCGCUCUCUCCCAAUACUUUCAGCAAAUGCAAAUGGCUCCAUCCGAAGAGCUUCAGUUGGUGCAGGAUACAGCGGGUGCCCUGGCGAGCUACAGGUUUCACCAGCGUGGUGGACGCAAGGAACGACGACGACAGGGAAUGCGACGAUGGGACAGCAGUGGUAGCUUGGGAAGCAGCACCAGCAAGAACCUCGGUUUGGUCUCGGACUUGUCGCCACAACGACCUCGUCGAAACAUCAGUGAUGAAAGUGAGAGUGACUACCUUCCCCCAGCUCCCGCCUUGGAUCCCCGCAGUAGCCCUCGACACGUGAAACAUCAAAGGAAGAGCAGUAAUACCGGUAGGCCACGAUCUCCCACAAGAUCCAGCCGAGGGAUGCAAGAGUAAUCACAAGACAGUCAGCCUCCCUCAAAAAACAGCGCUAAUCCAUGGUGAUAUGUACAGUAAACUAAUAUAAAGCUAGAAUCAAUCGCAAACUACU
Seminavis robusta is the source of this 866-nucleotide messenger RNA. NCBI's taxonomy places the organism in Eukaryota, Bacillariophyta, Bacillariophyceae, Naviculales, Naviculaceae. The record is from the annotation of a GenBank genome assembly.